This is a messenger RNA of Acyrthosiphon pisum (pea aphid), 734 nucleotides long. RefSeq names its product phenoloxidase-activating enzyme. The transcript has 6 exons. Gene Ontology annotation, molecular function: serine-type endopeptidase activity. NCBI's taxonomy places the organism in Eukaryota, Metazoa, Arthropoda, Insecta, Hemiptera, Aphididae. Gene Ontology annotation, biological process: proteolysis. The coding region runs from base 1 to 597 and encodes 198 amino acids. The record is from RefSeq and is a predicted model, not a curated record.
AUGCUGUGUUUACAACGAAUUUGCCUUGUAUACAAGGACAGAAAAAAUAAUAUAAUAUCCAAAGACGUUCUUCAUUCCUCAGUAAAACUUGAUUACAGAUCUUCUUCACAUUAUAACAACGUCGAGGACUAUACUACGGAAAUACGAUGGUUUAUGGAGGUUAAGAAUCGAAUCAGAACGACAGGACUAGCUGGCCAGUCUGCGCUCCACAGCCUUGUACGUACAGUUUUCAACAUGGGAAAAGAACAAUAUUUUAUUAUCACAGCCUUUUUAGUCGGAAUUGUAACUGUUUUCCCCAUUGAUGGGGCCAUGUUUGUGGAUUCAUCACAACUAUCAGCCGCUGGCAGUUCAAAUUUUGCAUCAAAAUUACCAUCACAAUCUACGUGUGGUAUAAGAAAGGCACCAAGCUUUCGAAUAGUUGGAGGAAGUGACUCUCAACUAGGUGCUUGGCCUUGGAUGGUAGCUCUCGGAUACAAGCAUACUACAGAUACAGAAAACGAUUCUAUUAAGUGGCUAUGUGGUGGUACAUUAAUUUCUAAUACACAUGUCUUAACUGCCUGCACAUGCGUGACCAGCAUUGGGAGUCGACUAUUGUAAGUAAAUCACAUAAAGUGUAUAGGAAACGGUUGUUUACUAAGGGACUGACAUUUGGUCGAUUUCUAGUUCGAAGAAAACGACUUUUGAUUAUUUUGUAGUCAAAAGAUAAAAAUUAUCAUGCCUAGCACAAUAAAUGU